Psilocybe cubensis is the source of this 1197-nucleotide messenger RNA. RefSeq lists its product as uncharacterized. Gene Ontology annotation, biological process: proteasome-mediated ubiquitin-dependent protein catabolic process. The transcript is spliced from 6 exons. The record is from RefSeq and is a predicted model, not a curated record. The coding region runs from base 1 to 1197 and encodes 398 amino acids. Gene Ontology annotation, cellular component: proteasome regulatory particle, base subcomplex. Gene Ontology annotation, molecular function: ATP binding; proteasome-activating activity; ATP hydrolysis activity. NCBI's taxonomy places the organism in Eukaryota, Fungi, Basidiomycota, Agaricomycetes, Agaricales, Agrocybaceae.
AUGGCUGCUUCGACACUACAAAUUGCUUCUGGAGGCAUAAAAUCGUACUACCAGGCGAAAAAUGAGGCGGCUGAGUUGUUGAUUAACCAGAAGACUCAGAACCUGCGACGGUUAGAGGCUCAAAGAAAUGCACUGAAUGCAAGAGUAAGACUUCUUCGAGAGGAGCUACAGUUGCUUCAUGAACCUGGUAGCUACGUUGGAGAAGUUGUCAAAGUAAUGGGCAAAACCAAGGUUUUAGUUAAAGUGCAACCAGAAGGCAAAUACAAUGUGGAUUCUGACAUAGACGUGAACACACUGAAACCUGCGCUUCGCGUGGCCCUUCGCUCGGACUCUUACACACUUCAUAAAAUCCUACCAAACAAGGUCGAUCCUCUUGUGUCCCUCAUGAUGGUAGAGAAAGUGCCAGAUAGCACCUACGAAAUGGUCGGCGGUCUCGAUAAACAGAUCAAAGAGAUCAAGGAAGUCAUCGAAUUACCCGUCAAGCAUCCAGAACUCUUCGAAGCUCUCGGUAUCGCGCAGCCCAAGGGUGUUCUUCUAUACGGUCCUCCAGGCACUGGCAAAACCUUGUUGGCCCGUGCGGUAGCGCACCACACAGACUGCAAGUUCAUUCGUGUUAGUGGAAGUGAAUUGGUACAAAAGUACAUUGGAGAGGGAAGUCGCAUGGUGCGAGAGUUAUUCGUGAUGGCGAGAGAACACGCGCCUAGUAUCAUCUUUAUGGACGAAAUCGACUCUAUUGGAAGCUCCCGUGGUGACAGUGGAAGUGGAAGUGGUGAUUCUGAGGUUCAGCGUACGAUGCUUGAACUCCUCAACCAGCUUGAUGGUUUCGAACCCACCAAAAACAUCAAGGUCAUCAUGGCCACAAAUCGUAUCGAUAUCCUGGAUUCCGCAUUGCUACGACCCGGUCGUAUUGAUCGUAAGAUCGAGUUCCCCCCGCCAGGUCCCGAAGCUCGUGUCUCUAUUCUCCGUAUCCACUCACGCAAGAUGUCCCUGCAGAGAGGUAUUAAUUUGCGAUCGUUGGCGGAGAAGAUGGGUCAGUGUUCUGGUGCCGAAGUCCGGGGUAUCUGCACAGAGGCGGGUAUGUACGCUCUUCGAGAGCGAAGACAACACGUUACACAGGAAGAUUUCGAAUUUGCUGUGGCCAAGGUUUUGAAGAAAAACCAGGACAGCAAUACUUCAGUCAACAAGCUUUUCUCAUAG